Molecule: messenger RNA, 1962 nt
Organism: Plasmodium coatneyi
Lineage: Eukaryota; Apicomplexa; Aconoidasida; Haemosporida; Plasmodiidae
Product: SICA-like antigen
Exons: 4
Source: RefSeq, a predicted model, not a curated record
AUGGGGGACUUUCAGUACUUUACAGAAUUUAUGAAAAAAUGGUUAACGGAAAAAGGAGCAUCUAAGACGAACGCGAAUGUUUUAUUGGAAAGAAUAAAAGAAGGUAUGGGCGAUAUUCUGGAGAAUAUAUAUGAGGACGCGGAGGAGGAGAAACAAUACUGCAGCAUAAGGGACACGAAAGGUAAAGAAAUAUUGAAGGAUGAAAUAAGUAAAGCUUUAUGCAAAAUUUUAAUUAGAAUAUUCUACUGGAUGGAUGGAUUAAGACAGAAGGGAAAUAAAAAGGAAGAAAUAUGGGAAUGGGAAAGAAGAGUGCUGACCGAUUCAGCUGAGAAGGAACUGCAGGAUUACUUAAGAUGUAUAGUGGGCAAAAUAGUUAUUGUAAGAAUGUUCGGUAAACAUUGUAGGUUGAAUGAAGUUACUCCAAUUGUAAAAAAGGCAAUAGAAGGUAAUAUAGGGAAGAAAGGUGUCGAGAAAGAACAUAAGAAAUGUGAGGAAAUGGACUUUGAAAGUUUGAAAAUUGGCGGGAAAAUUUUCUGGGAAGAAAUAGAAAAGAGCAUAGAACGGAAUAAUGAAGGAGGAGAAACUAUUAGGAAAAUAAAAAAGCAGGGACAAUGUGGAGGUAAUGAUGUUACUAAGCGAACAGAAGAUAAUAACACAGAUGACGAAUGGAGGAGUACUAUUGAACUGCUUGGAUUGAAUAAUAAGGAUCAUCUGCAAGGAUUGAUCGCUGAUAGUGAUACGUGGUCAAAGGGAGGAUUAAACAAAAUACUGUGUUACAUGAAGGAUAAAGGGGAUAUUGAGGAAGUAAAAAAAAUAUUAGUGCUGAAGCAUCAUGAAUUGGGGGAGAUAUAUAAGGAAUCGGUAAAGGAAGCUAAGGAUAGUCAAGAAGAUAGAUGUGGAAACGAUCCUACCAUUAGCGGAACUAAUGAGGAAGAUAGUUCACCUCCAUCUACCAUCCAAACAUUUAACGGAGGACAGAGUAGUAAGUCGUCCACUCCAGGUUCUGACCAGGCUGAUCAUCAGAAACCCACUUCUUCCGGCCCCGGAUCCACAAGUACAAAGGAUACAUCCCCAGCACAGGCAACACUUGCAGAAGUUACUGAUAAGGGCGAUAAAAAGAAUGAACCUGUAAAGGAUGGUCAGGGUGUUCAGCAUCCAAACCAUGUUGUAGGGAGCUCAGGUGCAAGUGGUGAUGAUAAAAGUGAAGCAGCCGGCGGUGCUGAAGCUGCAGGUCCAGCAGGUCCUGUUGAGCCUCAAGCUCAGCCCAUUGAACCCCGAACUGGAACAGUUGAUGCAAGUAGUAGUAGUACCCAUCAACCUAGUGGUGCAGCUGGUACCGGUGUACUUGGUGACUUGGUACCGGGUGCUGGUGUCCCAGUAGCUGUUAGUCCUGCUACUAUUGCUGGAGGUGGUGGUCCAGGUGGUCCUCAAGGUCAAUCUGGUUCUACUGGUAAUCAGAACACUGGUAGUCCAAGACCAGCACCACCACAAGAAGCAGCAGGUAGAAGUAAAGCACAGAAAGUAGUAAAUGUAAAGGAGGAAGGAAUGGACAACCCUUCCGAUUUCCUUGCUCCAUACCUUCCUACCAUUCCUGUACUGAUCGGAACUGUUGCUAUUGCUUUCCUCCUUUUGAAGUAUUUCGGAAUGUUCGGCCCCCAAAAAAAGCGUUACAAACGUAUGACACAAAUACCCGGUCCUCCUUUAGAGGAACACAGGGACGGAUCGGAUGUAACGAUAUCUUACGCACCUUAUGAAUAUAUCCUAAUGAAAGAAGGAAAAGGUCACCCUCUACAUAGUACAGAAAUGCAGCAAGAAGAACAUGUCAAUCGAAAGACUAUUAUUGAUAUUCACUUAGAAUUACUAAACGAAUCCCAAAACCAAAACGAAGAGCCCGAAUUAACGAACAGAGUCGAUUUUCUAGAAAAUAUCAUGGCAGAAGAAUUCAUUAAAGAAGAACACACA